Molecule: messenger RNA, 4531 nt
Organism: Mytilus trossulus (common blue mussel)
Lineage: Eukaryota; Metazoa; Mollusca; Bivalvia; Mytilida; Mytilidae
Exons: 8
Coding region: 1-2973 (990 amino acids)
Biological process (GO): signal transduction
Source: RefSeq, a predicted model, not a curated record
AUGACUGAAGAAAACGGGAAUGUGAACUAUAGCGUCUACUUUGAUACACCAGAGGAAACCAUUGAUUUCCCCUCUAUAGUUCCUUUUACUUUACCAGUAGGAAAAGAAUACCAUAUUUUCAUAGCGUACAAUACUGUUGAACCAGAUCGUGACACUGCGCUGAAUAUCGACAGAAUGCUACGAUUACAAGGUUUCAAAUGCUGCCUCCACGAAAGAGACUUUAUUCCUGGAGAACUUGUUAUCAAUAAUAUCAUCCAAAAUAUUGAACGAUCGGUUAAAGUUGUGUUGUUGGUAUCGAAAGGGUUCCGAGCAAGGUCGAACAACUAUUUCCUGGAUUUCAGUAUAAACGAGAUCGAGCACUUUAGGCAAUUGGUUGAAACAGAAAAGGAGAAAAGACAUUAUGUACGAGUUGUUGUUGUAGGAGAACAGGGGGCUGGCAAAAGUUGUUUGGUCCACAGGCUGUUAGAUAAAGGAAUAAAAGAUGUUGUGUCAACGGAUUGCUUGGAUAUACAGGUUAAUGCUUGUGGAGUUGAUUUGGAUACAGCAGAAUGGUGUUUUGUCAAAGAAGGUCAUUUCAGUGGAAUAACACGUCUUGGACAAAAGCUUAAAAAUGUUCAGCCUAACAUUAAUUCUGAGGAAGUAUUGUACAGAAGAAAAGAAACCUCAAACUCAGAUACUCAAACUAUCUGCAAAGUGACAAAAGCAGAUAUAUUAAACAACAGGCCACCUUCUGCAGAAGCGGUAUCAAGAACUGGAAACGAUUUGCAUUGGCAAGAGAGUCUUUCGCAGGUUAAUGUUGUCGAGCCUUAUAACAGACGUCUAGCUUGUGUUUCAUUUUGGGAUUUCGCAGGACAUACAGAGUAUUAUCCAACACAUCAACUGUUCCUUUCACGUACAUGCAUCGUUUUGCUCGUAACAGAUAUUAAAAAGAAAAUAGGGGAUAUCUCAAGAAGAAAUUUAAGUGGGCAGUUGAUCGAUGUAUUGGAACAGCCAAUGGAAAAUGUUGCAGGAUAUAUAGACUAUUGGAGCAGUUGCAUUCAUACAUUUGGUUACACAUGCCCUGGCAGGGAGCUUAGCCCUCCUAUUAUAGUUGUCACUACACACACUGAUGAAAUACAAGAUAACUUAGAUGCUGUCAAAUCAAAGUACAAGGAAGAUCUAAACAACGUAAUACAGAGGGAUGAAAAAAAAGGACAUUUCCGGAGACAUUUCUUUCUUUCUAACACUGAUGAGCGGAAUUACAGUAAAACUAUUCCAAACAUCAGAAGGUACAUCUACGAUAUUUCAACACAACAAGAAAACUGGGGCAUAGAAAUGCCAUUGAAAUGGAUCCCUUUAGAAAAUAAACUUAUCCAGCAUAGAAAAAUGGGUAAAAAUAUAUUAUCGUUUCAAACAAUUAAGGAAAUAAAUGACGAAAGUCAUUGUCUUAUCGCAGAUGAAAGUGAACUCAAAUUGUUCUUGAAAUUUCACCAUGAUCUUGGAACAGUCAUUUAUUUUGACGAUGUACCUGAUUUUAUAAUCCUCAAUCCCAACUGGUUUGUCAAAGCUCUCCGAUGUAUUGUUUCAGCAAAAGACUUUAUUUCAGAAAAUUUACAAUUGAAUUGGAAGGAAUAUGAAGAAUCGGGAUAUAUAGGUAUGAAAAUGAUACAAACAAUAUUCCGGCAAAAGGACCCAGAAUUAGCACAUAAUCAAGAACAUAUCAUGCACUUAUUAGAAAAGUACGAUAUUGUCGUGGAAAUGCCAAAUGACGUUCGCCAAAAAGAAAAUGAGAAGCAGUAUUGUGUCCCUUGUAUAGUAAAAGCAUCUGCUUUUGAUAGUAUUACCAAUAAUUUUGUUGGGCAAGAAAAAACCUCUAUUCUUUGUUUUGAAUAUCAGUUUUUACCGCCUGUGUUUUUUUGUCACCUUGUUGUUUAUCUACUUCGUACGUACAAGUUAAGCAACGAAAGUUCAUCAUCAUUUAAAAAGGCGUUAUACCGAGGCGCAUGCGUGUUUGACCUCGAUACAACAGGAUGUGAAAAGUUAUUCCUUUGCAAAUACCAAAAUACUAUCCAAGUGCAAAUUUGGAGAUGGAACACAGCAAUAACUGAUUCUUCAGGUCAAAGAAUACGCAUUGAUAUUGAAGAUGAUUUAACGUGCAUACAAAGGAAAUACAAAUUAGACUCCUUGAAAAACUACAAACUCAAAGUGAAAUGCCAGUUUAGUGAAAGUAUAAGUCUGGAAGGCAUGGUCGAACUAGACCCCUUAGUCAGCACGGAGUCAAAAUUCUAUUGUAAUGUUCAUGGAUACAAUCAUUUCACAGAAAACAUCAGAAGAACAUGGGCCUCUACCCGAGGAGAGGACAAAAUAUCAAAGUUAACAGACGGAAAUAUGAACUUGAUACGGAUUCAAAAAAUUUCGACAGAAUUGAUGUGUGAUAUUUUAUAUGAAUUGCUACUUCAUGAUAACUAUGUAGGACUAAAACCAAGAGAAGAUAGUGAUAUUACCUAUUUAUAUAGCAAGAUAAGGGAACAAAAUCUGAGAGUACCAUCUAAUGGAUGGGGAGGUCAGCGAUUGCCUAACGAAUCAAUUCAAACAAACACUGGAGACGAUGUCGAGAGAAUACGGUUGACUAGAAAUAGGCUACAGCAUUCAAGUCAGUUUCAAAUGUCUGACAGUGAAUACAACGAAAGGAUACAACAACUUACUAGGCUGACGGAACGGUUUGAAUUUUUGUUACAACCAAGAGAAUCUUACAUUGCUAGGCUAAACAAAAUACGAACAGCUGAAUUAGGGGAGAUAGAUUUAGCCACGUGUAUAAACGUUCUAAUCAAAGAGGUACCUAGAUUUGUUGCAUGGCUGCAUGGUCGACAGCCAAAUUCAUCAAAGAAAAGAAGAAAUUUCUGGCGGCAGAAAUGGGUAUGGAAGAUAGGACUUGGAGUUUUGGGCAUUAUUUUACAACCAGAACGUUCAAUAUUUUCUUGGCUUUUUGACUGAUAUUCUAUAUCAAUUUUCAUAGCAGUCUUUUCGUAAGAGUAGAAAAUACUUCAAUGCUUGUGGAAUAAAUCCAAAAAAUUUGAAUUCAGACGGCCAUAUUGAAAUAUAACAUAAUGAGCAAGUCACAUGUUCGCUCUUUACAUUGUCUUAGUGAUAGCAUUCAGCUAGCAAACAUAAAUUUAUUAUUUGAAGAAUGGAUUUGCUGCUGUGAUUAUGGACUUUGAAUAUUGAUUUUCCUCUAAGUUCAGUAUUUUUGUGAUUUUACUUUUUACAUUCAAAUUUUUCGACAUUUGUCUAAUUUCUUGAAUAGGAAAUGCUUUAAUCACAUGAAGUCAUGAGGUAUCAUUUUAUAACUAUAAAUUCUUGGAGCAAUCAUGGUUUAUCACCUUUUUUUAUAGCAUAGCGCGGUAUACUACUGUUGUCUUUCUUCAUGAAUUUCCUUAAGCAGAAAACGGUGGAUUUAUUCUGGUUUUAUAGCUAGCUUUAUAACCUGUGGUUAAAUUUGCUAUUGUGACGUCACAAAAAAAAUACCCAAUAGCGUCGAAUAAAAGAAAAACAUCUUUUGAGGGGAGAUCAUUGAUCAUUGUAAAAAGAUAGAUAACAUAACUAUCCCAUGGUAUGAAAUCGUUUAAAAUACAGAUUCAAACAUCAAAUGGAACAAUGGAAAUUGAAUCAAUGAUGUGAAUCUGUUUCCACUCUCCGAUAGGAUCAAUGUCAAUAUUUCACAGACAUUUAUAUUAUGAAAUAGUCGAUUGCAUAUGUCUUUUGUUAAGCGAGUUAGGAAUAAUAUUAAAAUAUUAGCUAUUUACACUUUUCGUAUUCGUCUAUUGAGAAUUAUGAGCUUUGUAUUGGUAAUACAUAUGUAUUGUUCCAUGAUACAACCUGUUUACUUAACAAACAAACAAACAUUUCUGAACGUUGACAUGCUCAUCUACGUGUCCUUAACCUAUGAUGAGAAUAUAAUCUAACAUUUGCACAUGUUAAAUUUUGUUGUAGUUAUAAAAUGUAAUUUUGAAGAAAUCUUUUGAUGUAUCUAUGAUGAGUUUAUUUGCAACCACUGGAUCGAUGCCACUGCUGGUGGAGAUUUAUUUCCCCGAGGGUAUCACCAGUCCAGUAGUUAGCACUUUUGUGUUGACUUGAGCUAUCAUUGAUAUGUUCAUAUUGUAAAUUAACUGGGGUUUUUUACUGAAUUUUUGAAAUACUAAGGCUAUUCUUACUCACGAUUAGAUUACAUUAGCUGUAUUUGGCAAAACUUUUAGAAAUUUUCGUUCUUCAAUGCUCUUCAACUUCGUACUUUAUUUGGCUUUUUUAAAACUUUGUUUUAUUCGAGCGUCACUGAUGAGUCUUUUGUAGACGAAACGCGCGUCAAACGUAUAUAUAAAAUUUGAAUUCAUUUAUCUAUGAAGAGUUUAUUUUACAACGACUGGGUCGAUUCCACUGCUGGUGGAUAUUUAUUUCAACGAGGGUAUCACUAGUCCAGUAGUUAGCACUUCUGUGUUGACUUGAGUUAUCAUUGAUAUGUUCAUAAUUAUAAAUUAACUGUUAACAAAAUUUCUAA